UGCGCGCGCUCAUUCACACGAGCAUGCGCAUUGAAUCAUCUAAACGUCACUUGACGUGUUAGCAACGCUACAUAAACCGGCCCUACUUCCUUGACAACUUCAUUUUGUCUUUUUUGCAGCUGCGCUAGUUGUGCUGCUUUCGAGCAGAAAAGAAAGGAGAUUUUGUUGUUUAGCCAGUCGCCCGAGGCCAGUAAUGUAGUCGGCCGUCGUCUCUAACAGUAAAGUGCACGCUGUGAGUGUUGUCGCAGUGUAGGUCGUAGAGUGUGUCCAGAGCUGAGGGCGAGCAGUAACGUAGCUAGUUGUAGUGUCGUCUCUUCCAAGAAAGUGUAGGCUGUAGUCAGGUAGCGAGAGAGAGUCGGUAGUCGGAGAGAGUGGCCAGAACUGACGGCCGCUAGCUCCUCCAGCCAUGGCCUCCCCUCGCCCCUCGCCUCACGACAAAAAAUAUAUGAUGUUCACCAGAAACAAUGUCCAGAGAGCUGUCAGGAACGUGAGGAGGACUGAUGAUCUGGGGCUCUGUUUGGGUGUCCCUGAGAGGAGACGGAGGAAAUUCAGAGUCAGUUCAGAGGAGAUGAGGGACGACAGGUGGAGGAAUAUGUCACCUACUUCAUGGACCACGACCCACUAGCCUCCUGGAGACGAGUUAUUGUUGUUCUUGAUAGGAUUGGAGAGAAAGAGGGUGCAGAUAAGAUACGACAUCUGGCGGAGUCUGUCACAGACCCCACACUCACUAUCAACAACCUCCGUCACGUCACCUCUUCAGUCCAGGACUGGUAUGGUCUGGGGGACUAUUACUAUGGUCUUGGUGUUCCUCGUCCUGUGCUGGAUGAGAUCAUGGAGGAUCCUGCCCUGACAGAGGAGGAGAAGAAAACAAAGGUCCUACUCUACUUCCUCCACAAUGUCCCGAUGGCCUCCUGGGAGAGAGUUGCAGGAGCACUGUACUACAGGAAGGAGGAGAGGGCAUUACAGGCAGUGAAGGAGUUCCUGCCAGUCUCACCAGAGGCCAGUCUCACUCCAGAGAACCUCUCCACAGUUCUAGACAUCAUGAGUGACGGUCUGUGGAGGAGUUUGGUGGAUAUGCCAACAUACCAGACUCUGAGAUGGACAGGAUCGAGGCACAGUGUACCAGUGACAGAGAGUGCAAACAGGCCCUCAUUCACUCCUUCAUCUCCUCACAUCCAGCACCAUCCUGGACUCUUGUGGCAUGGGCUCUCUACAUGACUGAGUGGGACGAGGGUGGCGGCAGUAGUCUCAGAGCAUUGGAUCACCUGCAGCAGCUGUUCCCCACUGGAAGAUUCCGCUCCAAGCAGAUCUACGAGCAGGAGAUGAAACGAGGCCACAUUGAGCUGGACCUGGACAAAAUGCUGCUGUUUGGCACGGCUGGCAGUGGCAAGACGUGCUCCCUCGCUGCACUGCUCGGAGUGGACCCUCCCACCAUCCGACACAGCACUCCAGUCAUGAAAAGACCAAUCGAGGUCGUGUUCGUGGACGUCGACGGCAAAAAACAGUGGAAGAAACGAACAUUAGACCAACUGCCAGACGCCAUCGCUGAAGUAAUGCGGUCGCGAAUGCCACGGCAACAGUCAGUGGCACAGAGCAGUGGUGGCCCAGCCUCCCCCGACCAGCAGUCUCCCCACACCGCAGCCAGCCAGUCAGCUCAGCCAACUCCAGAGAAGACGAGUAGCUCCACGUCUGAAGCAGCCGGGAAGAGCACAGCAUCCUCGGAGGAGAAGCCCAGCGCCAGGGAGCGGCAGGAGGCAGAAGGGAGGCUGGAUUCCCUGCUGCUGUCGAGUGCGGUGGACGAGGGGUUUGUACAUCUCAUCAACAGUGCUCCUCCCUCCCUGGAGCCCAUCCUGCGACUGAAGCAGUUCCUCGUGCUGGACUCUGGCGGCCAGCCCGAGCUUCUGGAGAUGAUGCCCGUCUUCCUGAGGGGUGCGUCCAAAUUCGUCUACGUCUUGAAGCUCCACGAGUCUCUUGACAAGCGAGCGACGAUCCGUUACUUCAAAGACGGCAAGCUAGUGUGGGAGUACCCAGCCUACCUGACCAACGAAGGGACCCUGAGACUGUGCGUGCGGACCAUGAGGUCCCUGAACAACAAGAACCCCGACAUCCCUCCCGCCAAAAUGAUGUUUCUGGCCACCCACCGAGACAUGGUGGCAGACGAGCAGCUGCCCGGAGUGCUGGACACUCUGCACAAGAGGCUGAGGGAGAUCCUCUUGCCUCAGUUCAGGGAGCAGCUCAUCUACUGCGAUACGAAACAGGACGACUUUGUCUUCACACUGAAUGCGGCAAAGCCGGAGAAGGAGGACAGGGAGUGUGCGGAGAGCAUUCGGGAGUGUCUUAGUAAGGAGGGGGAGGGGGGAAGGGAGGUGAAAGUGCCGUUGCGAUGGUACGCUCUGUACCAGAAGCUGCUGGAGGUGGCAAAUGAACUGGGGAAGAAGGUGCUGCCUCGAGAUACGUGCCAGAAGGUGGCAGAGUCGAUGGAGAUCGAUGACGAGUCGUGUGGGGAAGCCCUGAACUUCUUUGACGGUCUGAACAUGCUGUUCUACUUCCCCGACAUCCUGCCCCAGCUGGUGUUCAUGGAGCCACAGAUGUUGCUGGAUAAGGUCUCGGAGCUGGUGGAGGAGACCUACCACAUGAGGCAGGGAAAGAAAGGCGUGUCGGGGGAGAAGCUGAGGUUCCGUGACCACGGCGAAGUGACGGAAAAGUUUCUGGGGGAGUUCGAGAGCCACUACGAGCCACCUCUGUUCACACCCAAGGAGCUGGUGACCCUGCUAAAGGGGUUGCUGGUGUUUGCGGAGAUGUCGGAGGACGUGUACUUCAUGCCGUGUCUGCUGCAAGUGGUGGCGUGGAAGGUGGUGGAGGAACACCGAGUGAGUGGCGGGAAAGCCCUGGCUCUUCACUUCCCCGACAGCGGUCCCCUGAUGGGAACGUUCUGCUCCACUGUAGCUUACCUCCUGUCCCCCGAAAACAGUCACCCCUGCCCCUGGAGAGUGGUUCAGAACGAGGCAGGAGCUCCGGAAUGCCUCCAUCGCAACGUCAUGAAAUUCACCAUCCCCAAAUACGUCGGCACCGUUUCACUCAUCGAUCACUUCACCCACUUUGAACUCCACCUAUGCACCCACCCCAAGAAGGCAGCUCAGCUGUGGAAACUGGCACACGACGCAGUGUUUGCAGGUCUCAAGAAAGCAGGGAAGACCAUCGGCUACACAAACAACACUCCAGUCCCAGCCAUCGUAUGCCCCGCCCACCCCCGCCCAGCCAAACCCCACCCCGCAGUCGUGACAGAUGGCGUCUGGGCAUGCUCAGUCAACUCUGAAAGUUUGGAGACAUUGACGAGGACUCUAUUCCAUGGCUGACCCUCUGCACGUCUACCUCUGCUGAGUCAGCCACGUCCUCUCUCUCCUCUUCAUCUUCUGCAGUUCCCCCCACCUCCCAGCCUCCCCUCUCUGUCUCCACAGCUCCUGCCUCCUCUACCACUGCCACCACUACUACCAACACUCCUGUGUCAGAGUGUUCCACAGUCUCCUCCACUACUGCCUCUGUUCCCUCUCUCUCCCUGUCCUCUCCUCCUGUCUCCACUACCACUACCAACACUCCUGUCAGCCAAUCUGUCUCUACCUCCUCCACUACUGCCAGUGUCUCCACAGCUCCUCAUCCUGUCUCCUCCAGUCCUGUCAUCGAGUGUUCCUCCACCUCCUCCACUACUGCCACAGCUGCUAUUCCUCUCUCCUCCACUGCUAGCACCACUCCUGGUGAUGGUGUCUGUCGACCCACUCUGCCAGAGCUACUUCGUCUGGAAAUCCCCGAGGGAAUUGCCACAAGCUACACCACAUUUGGAAUCUUCCUCCUCAACGACGAGACGGGGGAUAAAGUGGACAUCAUCGAGGACCAACACCGCGGGAAUCCAAAGAGGAUUUCUCGCAGCAUUCUGGGGGAGUGGCUCAGAGGAAAGGGACUACUUCCCGUGACGUGGGAGACUCUGGUCAAGGCUCUCAGAGACACCAAACUUUUUGCUCUCGCUGACAAAGUCCAGGCCGCAAAAUUGUAACCACCCAUGUUUUGUACACCACAUCUCUAUACCACACUUUCUUCCCAUCUCUAUACCACACUCACUUUCUUCUCAUCUCUAUACCACACUCACUUUCUUCUCAUCUCUAUACCACACUCACUUUCUUCUCCGUGUUUUGUAUACUGCAGUAUAACUUUUGGAAUAUUAUGUUUCUUAUUGGAGCACAUGUUUACUGU
This is a messenger RNA of Geodia barretti, 4245 nucleotides long. Lineage: Eukaryota; Metazoa; Porifera; Demospongiae; Tetractinellida; Geodiidae. The record is from the annotation of a GenBank genome assembly.